AGCUACAACGGCGAAUGGAAGAACUCGGGAAGAACCCAGCCACACGGUAUCCGAGUUUGUUCAUGCAGAAAUGGCCAAGAAAGUCGAAGAAGAGUGACUAAAGAAAGAAGCUGAGGAGGAAGAACUACGUAAGGCAUGUGAGAAACUGGAGCGCGAGAAGGAGUGUAAGAGGAUGGAGAAGCUACGGAAAGAAGAGGAGCGAGUUGUGGAGAUCGACAAGAAAGUGGAGCUACAAGUGGCAAUCAAGACCGGCGAGUUUUUCGACAGAAUGGAGGCGAACUUGGGGUCAGUCUUUACUUUGGUCCGCAAGGCCAAAGGCAAGAAACAUGCUGUUUAUAUAUCCGACCAAGGGUUAAGUUCGGAGGGUGGGAACAACGAGGGAGCUACGAAAGAGAUUUGGAGGAAGACAAGGAGACGUGCGAUUAGUGAGAAACGCAAGAGGGGCCCAGAGCUUGUUUUUGAAGAUAGCCCACCGAUGCUGACACCUGCCAAGAGGACCCCGAGGACUAACAGGCAGAAAGGGACUGGGGGGACGCUACAUGUCACCCGUUCGAAGGCGAAGGUCAAAACAAAGCUCUCCCCGUAUGUAGAGAAAUGCAAGAAGAGCCCGAGGCAACCGGGUAUGGUUGCUAAAGUGCGAUUUCGGAACCAGGCGAUGGAGGAGCUCCAGGCGAUCUGGAAGGAUGAGGGUGUUGCUUACAAUGGCAAGGUGGAUGCCAUCUUCGAUAUCGCGAGCCGUCGGACCUGGAAGGCAUUUGGGGAAGUUGAACCGAUUGACUUGUUUGGCGCUAUCGGUAGGGAGAAAGAGGAAUCUACGAUCGUAGAAGGAGAGGAAAACGAGCUCUACCCCAACGGGGGCCUUCCAGAUGCAGCGCCCACUAAGGUGAUGAAGAUGGUAUCCACCAUAGGCAGCUUUGCGACCACAUCCACGGAGUCCUAUCGACCUGGAUAUAAGCGACAGGGAGAUAUGACAAACUCUGACAGACCUGACAUCAGCAAGUACCAAGGUAAUCCAGCCGGUGUGCAAGAGUCGUGCGAGCUCGGGGGCUGUAGCACGAUACUUGCAUGGAAGAAAACGAGCCUACUUGCUCAAACGGUCAACGAUCGUGAGGAUGUCGUCAUGAUCGAGACGAUCGCGGGGGAAGGGGCUUGUAACAUCCAUAGCAAUGGAGAGGCGAGGUGCUCGAGGAAUCGGCAACGGUUUCAGUUCGCCAUAAGGGACCUGAGAUCUUCCUUUGUUACGAUGGCAAACUGCGCAUGACUCAAUGUACCUCGUGACGUCGUGAAGAAUGUCGGGCCAAUGAAAACGCAGGCCAAUG
Chara braunii is the source of this 1319-nucleotide messenger RNA. Lineage: Eukaryota; Viridiplantae; Streptophyta; Charophyceae; Charales; Characeae. The record is from the annotation of a GenBank genome assembly.